GACGGGUGUGAAGGGGGCCGGGAGGCUUCAUGUGGCUCCGUAUGGGGAGGAGCAGCCGGAACAUGGGCGGCUGGUCUGACCUGCAGGUGGGAUCUGAUCCAUAUCACGCUGCAGAUGAAACACAUGAGUGGUUCAUCUGCCUUCUGUCGUGUGUCAAUGUGUUUGUGUCAGGUCGAUAGUGGCCGUGUGUGGUACUCGAUGAGGGUACCUGCUUCGUCGUGACCGUCCCCUUUCUCGAGAGUCAUCGAUCGUCAGCGGCACUUGUGCAGCAGCUGGUCGCCGAGACAGUAAGCAGGACAGCGUCAUCCCUCUCGUCGCUGCAUGUGGUGAGCGAACGAACCCGGGAGCGCGAGUGACCGCUGAGUUUCCUUUUCAUUCGGUGCCUUCGUUCAUUCCCUUCAGAUGGGUCGACCAUAUCUGGAGGACCGCCUGAUCCCUGCAGGAGGAGCAUCAGCAGCUCCGCCCUCCCCCGCCCCUCCCAGGCCUCACUCGCAGCCUCUCUGCCAACCACGCCGACACACCAGCCACCCACAAGCACAGCCACGGGCUUCUCCACACCGGCAUAUUCCAGCUGCUGGGCCUCAAGCGCCUCAGUGGCGCCGGCGGCUCCUUCAUGGCCAUGGACACAGGCAGCAGCAGCGGCUGCUGGACGCAAAGCCACAACUCUCCCGAGCGGCGUUCGAGGGCCAUGUCAGGGAUGGCAUUUCCGGCCAGCGCGGUGCCCCCUCUCUCUGCCCCCGCCCGCAGCGCCCCCACCACGCCGCUCUUCCCGAUGCCAUCGAUGGUCGACUCGCCCGACGGGCAGAGCGACGAGAGUGGGACAGGCAGACGCCUGGAGGUGUGUCCCUGUCUGUUCCAAGCACGGCGACCAGCCUGCAGAGGGAGACAACAAGGGGGCCAAGGCCGUCACGCAGCUGUUUGCUUCAUGUGCUCCAUCGGCAUCGACCACAGCUACUGCAGGGGCGGCGUCUCAGCCGACGAGUGGCGGUGAUGCGAAGGACGCCCCUGCUGCCGCUGCAGGUCCGGCAGCCCCCGUGCAGCCCCGGCUGUCGUCCCCCAAUUUGACUUCGACCUGGUGCACGAUCUGGAGGACGGCGAUCCGGACAUACCAUACUCACCAAAUGGCUCAAGGUGACUGAAACAGAAGACACGACACACAUGAAGACGACACACAUGGUCCGGGAACGGUCGAUGUAGGCACUCUCUCUCUCUGCCUCUGUGGUUCAGGCUUUGGAGGCCCGUGAGCUUCAAGUAGACAGACGAUGUGGAGGAGAAGCUGAUGCUGGUCAAGUGGCAGCGGGCUGUAACGUGUCGCGAGAGGUUCGGUUUCUCUCCAAGUCGCUGUUGAGGCUGCAGCGGCCCCACUGGCCCCUGCAUAUGUCGCCCUCCAUGCCGUCCUUCCCGCCAUCACUACUCGUGCGGAGCGCAUCAGCGUCUGACGGCCAUCGGAACGGAUGCGGGAUGGCCGGCGUGGCGUCGCCCUACACGAGCGACCAGCUGAGAUACUUACGCGCGACAUCAGCUCGGUGAGUGGCUGCACUGCACACGAGGGGAAAUGGUGACUGUGAUAUGCACACUGGUUGUGUGGGUGAUCUAUGUGGCGUGCCUUUGCAGCGUCUCCGUGAGCGUGAGCACACGUGUGCUCAAGCGGCGAGAGGUCCCUGAUGGCGUGGCAAGCAGCCUACGUGUAAGCCCAGAGGCGCAUUCCGUUACGCACCUCAAUCUCGAGACUGCCUUCCUGUCUGCCUGUCUGUCAUGGGUUCGUGUCAGGCCACCGGAGUGCCGUCUCCGCGCUGCAGAUGCCGGGCGGCAUGCCCCCUCCCACCAUCUCGCAGCAGCCGACACCCGAGGGCCAGCUCUACUACGAGCGAGACCCUCAGCCGCCGCCCCACUUCCCCUCCCCAGCCACUGCACCAUUCGGCCUCCCACCGGCGGCAUCAGUGCACACCUACGGCGGCCCUCUCUCUUGGCACCACCCCGCUCCCUGCCCAGUCAGUGGCCUGCCUGCCUGCCUAGUGGUGCCCGCGACAUGAGCACACAAAGGGCCGGCUGUCAGGCGGCCUUUGUGUGUAAUGCGGGCUGGUCCGGCUUCGGCCGGACAGCUCGUUUCAUCAGCGGGGACCAUGACGGCACGGGAGCGCAGCACCACAGGGCAGAGAGGGGUGCUUGAGUGGCUGGCUGGGCAUGGUGGGAUGGGCUGGAUGGAUGAAUGGAUGGGCAGGCAGGCAGGCAGCUGAGGAGGCCACCGCCUCAGCUGCCGUGCGCACCGUUUGUGUGGAUUGGAUUGAUGGACUGAGUUGUGGAUAGACAGGCGGGACGACUGCUGCAUGUCAUGUCGGUUGAUACUUAUGUGCGUGUGCCAAGUGUGUGUUAACAGACGAAAGUACAUAUAUACACACAUGGUCGGUCAUCAGUCGAUGGCCACACGUGGACGGACGGACGGGCGUAUGCAUAUCGGUGCGUCCGUUCAUUGAUUGGUG
Vitrella brassicaformis is the source of this 2480-nucleotide messenger RNA. The record is from the annotation of a GenBank genome assembly. Lineage: Eukaryota; Vitrellaceae.